Pocillopora damicornis (cauliflower coral) is the source of this 999-nucleotide messenger RNA. Its product is annotated as neuropeptide FF receptor 1. Gene Ontology annotation, biological process: G protein-coupled receptor signaling pathway. Gene Ontology annotation, cellular component: membrane. NCBI's taxonomy places the organism in Eukaryota, Metazoa, Cnidaria, Anthozoa, Scleractinia, Pocilloporidae. The record is from RefSeq and is a predicted model, not a curated record. Gene Ontology annotation, molecular function: G protein-coupled receptor activity.
AUGUCGGCGAUGUAUAUGGCCUUUUCCAUUGUCUUUUCCCUAAUGGCGGUUCUGGAUAUCAUUGGUAACACAUUCGUCAUUCUUGUUAUCCUGCGAAACCAAUCAAUGAAGACACCUGUCAAUUAUCUGCUUGUCAAUCUUGCUGUAGCAGACAUACUGGUUGGUAUUUUCUUUGGGAUACAGUUCAUCAUCACCCCAACUCUAAAUCACCCAGCGGGGAGGGCUGGUGAUCUUCUCUGUAAACUCAUUACAGGCGGUGUUCCUGGGUGGGUGGGUGCGGUAACUUCUGUCUUCUCACUAAUUGCCAUUGCUAUUGAACGUUAUUUCGCAGUGAUGUAUCCAUACAGUCAGCGGGGUAAACUCACUAAGACAAAGAUUAUCUUCUUUGUUGCUGUCAGCUGGUUUCUUGCUUUUUUGUGGGCCGGAGUUGGAUUUUUCAUCACAGUUUACAACAGCGAAUUGCAAAGUUGUGUUCACAGCUGGCCUAAGGAUAUUUACGCCAAUAUUUACACUGUUGGGUGGACUGUGGUGGCGGGAGUAAUGCCUUUAGGCAUCAUGGGUUGUCUGUACGCACGUGUUGUGUACCGACUGUGGUUUACGGAUCAGGAAAACGAGGCUACCCAGAGGGCAUUGCUGCGCCACAGGAGGCGUGUCACAAAGCUUGUUAUCGCUGUGACAGUUGUUUAUGCGUUUUGUUGGGUUCCUGAGUUGAUCAUUUAUUUCUUGGGUUUUACAGGGGUUAUAAAAUUACGAGCAAUUCAUUUUAAUAUUGCGUCAGCUCUGGUAUUUUUUAACUCCACUGUUAAUCCAGCUGUGUACAGCUUGCAGAGCACUGUUUUUAGACGACAUUUUUGGAAUCUUGUCUGUUGUCGAAAGAUGCAGAACAAAGUGAAUCCUACCCUAGAGCGUGAUUCGAUCUCAAUUGCACGGAAAAGAACAAAUCGGGCCAGCACCAAAGUGAGUUUCCUUCAGAGAAGGGAGGCAAAUAACGCACAGUGA